This is a messenger RNA of Belonocnema kinseyi, 1173 nucleotides long. It is a transcript of the gene unpg, whose product is annotated as homeobox protein unplugged. Gene Ontology annotation, cellular component: nucleus. The record is from RefSeq and is a predicted model, not a curated record. NCBI's taxonomy places the organism in Eukaryota, Metazoa, Arthropoda, Insecta, Hymenoptera, Cynipidae. The transcript has 4 exons. The coding region runs from base 1 to 1173 and encodes 390 amino acids. Gene Ontology annotation, molecular function: RNA polymerase II transcription regulatory region sequence-specific DNA binding; DNA-binding transcription factor activity, RNA polymerase II-specific. Gene Ontology annotation, biological process: regulation of nervous system development; regulation of transcription by RNA polymerase II.
AUGGAUUCAUCGGUAGAGGAAACUGAACUUGAUGUCGGAUGCGCGAGUGAUGAGUUAGAGACUCUUGAAUCCAAAAUGCGAUCGAUUCCGAAACCCUUUACAAUCGAGAGUUUGAUUGGAAACAGAGGUCAAGGAAUAGGAGCCAACAGGGAUAUUUUAAAAAAUAAUGAAAGGAAUCGCGGAAACGGACACGAUUUCCUUUAUCAACAGCACUGUCUGGCGACGGCAACUUCUUCUUUGCCAGGAUUUGCUGUUCCUCUGAGCUUAUACAGCGCGUGGUUACCAAUGAGAGUGUAUGGUGGGAAUGCCUCAAGUGGCCCCGUUUUGCCCCCUCAAUUAUCCGCAACUUAUCCCUCGCAACAGAACCAUCAGAGUCAAUUCUCACAUCACCUGAAUUUCGGUCUAAACCACCUUCAAGGUGCUGCCUAUCCAGGACAUCGUGCAAGUCAACAGAGUACAAAUUUGACUGACAGUGAAGAUGAGAGGAGUUUAUCACCUGCAUCACCAAUUCAUGAUCUUUCAAAAUCACAGCAAGGUGGGUCCGAAAGCGGACGAGUUUCAGCCGAGAGUGAGGACGAAAGUGUCCUAAAUGAGGCAGGAAGUAUCGGACAAGGUUCAUCCGCAACAAGUGCUGCCGGAAGUUCCAGCAAAGCGCGUCGCCGAAGAACAGCUUUUACUUCCGAACAACUCCUCGAACUCGAACGCGAGUUCCACGCAAAAAAAUACCUAAGUCUUACCGAGCGUUCUCACAUCGCGCAUGCGCUCAAGCUCUCCGAAGUUCAGGUGAAAAUUUGGUUCCAAAACCGUCGAGCCAAAUGGAAGAGGGUUAAGGCUGGACUCACAAGUGGGGGUGCUGGCCCCACCAAUCGGCAUAGUUCAGGAGGACAGCACUCGAGCUCUGGUUCGAGAAUUGUCGUUCCGAUUCCGGUACAUGUAAGUCGUCUCGCUGUGAGAGCUCAUCAUCAUCAUUUAGAAAAGUGUCCUCAGUCGCAGUCAAGGUCACCUAAUGGCAAUGGAAGUCUCACCAACUCUUCAGGACUUGGUGGAAGUGUCGGAAAUGGCUUGUCAGUCAGGAUUCCCAGUUCACCAAUUACGACCGGUUCACCAUUGAAUCUUGGGUCGAACAUACUCAGAGCUUUUUCUGCGCCGCAGCAUACUAGUUCUUCAAGGUAG